GAGCUCCAGCAGACAAGCUUUGCUGCAGAGGCCAUGGGCUGCUGGAAGCAAGAGGAAAGCAACACCUGGACUUUUCCCACCCUGAUCCUCUGCCUCUAUGGAUUCUUCUACAUGAUGAAACCAUCAGAACCUUUCCUAACACCCUAUCUAACAGGACCAGAUAAAAACCUGACCAUAGAUGAGGUUACCAACCAUAUUUUCCCAGUUUGGACGUACUCCUACCUUGCACUCCUUUUCCCAGUCUUCCUGAUUACAGACUACGUGCGCUACAAGCCCGUCCUCCUCCUCCAGGGCGUCAGCUUCAUCAUCACGUGGCUCUUGCUCCUCUUCGCACACGGAGUGGCGGCCAUGCAGGCGGUGGAAUUCUUCUACGGGAUGGUGACAGCCACCGAGGUCGCCUAUUACGCCUACAUCUACAGCGUCGUCAGCACCGAUCACUAUCAGAGAGUGACGAGCUAUUGCAGAAGUAUCACUCUUGUUGCAGCCACCGUUGCCGCCGUGCUGGGACAGCUGCUGGUUUCCUUAGCAGAUGUCUCCUACUUUCACCUUAAUGCCAUUACUUUGGCUUCCGUGUCCCUGGCAUUCCUGUGCUCCUUUUUCCUCCCAAUGCCUCAAAAGAGUAUGUUCUUCCACAGGAAAGACGUCUCAGAAACCCUCCCGGGACCAGACAAAGGUGUGCCUACGGUCGGCUCCGACAGGCCAUCGAGCUGCCAAGAGGACAAGGGCUCCGUGUCUGCCGACAGGGGACCGGCACCCGAACAGCAGGCCGGUAACGCCGAGCCCCAGAAUCACAUGCUCAGGGUACUGCUGCAGCUGAGCAAGGACCUGAGGGAUUGCUACAGCUCUAGGAAACUUCUCUACUGGUCCCUGUGGUGGGCUCUGGCUACGGCAGGCUUUAACCAGGUUCUGAAUUAUAUCCAAGUGCUGUGGGACUUCAGAGCCCCCUCUCACAGCUCUGCAGUGUACAACGGAGCCGUUGAAGCAAUAGCAACUUUUCUGAGCUCGGUAACAUCUUUUGUAGUACAAUAUAUGAAAAUUAACUGGGACCUCUUUGGAGAGCUGGCUUUAGGGAUCUUCUCUGCAAUAGAUGCUGGUUCUCUACUUCUCAUGCACUUCACUACCAACAUCUGGGCAUGUUACGCCGGCUAUCUCAUUUUCAAAGCAUGCUAUAUGCUCCUCAUUACAAUAGCAACGUUCCAGAUUGCAGUCAAUCUGAGCAUGGAACGCUAUGCCUUGAUGUUUGGAUUCAACAACUUCGUUGCGCUGGUGAUUCAGACCAUUCUUACAGUAGUCGUCGUGGAUUCAAGAGGCCUGGAACUGGACAUAGUGACUCAGUUUUUAAUUUAUGGCAGCUACUUUGCAGUCAUAGCUGGGAUUUUCUCGAUCAGAAGCAUUUGCCUGCUUGUGUCAAGCAAAUGCAAAAGGAAAAUAGCAAGAUCUUGCAAAGAGCAUCUGAACCGUGCUGAACACGCAUCAAAAGAGCAGAUUGUACCUGGCUAUACGACACGGCUGUAG
Messenger RNA from Aptenodytes forsteri (emperor penguin), 1515 nucleotides. RefSeq names its product thiamine transporter 2. Gene Ontology annotation, biological process: transmembrane transport; vitamin transport. The record is from RefSeq and is a predicted model, not a curated record. NCBI's taxonomy places the organism in Eukaryota, Metazoa, Chordata, Aves, Sphenisciformes, Spheniscidae. The coding region runs from base 34 to 1515 and encodes 493 amino acids. Gene Ontology annotation, cellular component: plasma membrane. Gene Ontology annotation, molecular function: thiamine transmembrane transporter activity. The transcript has 6 exons.